Talaromyces stipitatus ATCC 10500 is the source of this 690-nucleotide messenger RNA. RefSeq lists its product as uncharacterized. Bases 1 to 690 code for a protein of 229 amino acids. The record is from RefSeq and is a predicted model, not a curated record. The transcript has 2 exons. Lineage: Eukaryota; Fungi; Ascomycota; Eurotiomycetes; Eurotiales; Trichocomaceae.
AUGCCCAUUCCCCGCCCAGCAAUCCUCUCCUCAAUCCACUCCCUUAUCUCAGCCUUCACCUCCAACGCCUCCACUCCCACCAUCCUAGCACACUUCACCACCUCCCCAACCCCUCUGGUCCACGAACACGGCUCCCCGCUUUUCCAAUCUUACCUCCCCUUCCUGGGACGCGACUUCAUCGGCCUCAAAGCCGUAGGCGAAUACUUCGACCUUCUCGCUAAACACCUCUCCAUCAGCGACGCCCACUUCGACGACGAAGAUGACUGGGUCGUCGAUCCACAAAAUAUGACCGUUUGUCUAAGGGGUCGUGCCCGGUUCACGGUCAACGAUACAAAGGAAUCUUGGGUGGAGACGUUUAUAUGGCGUGUUACUCUGUCCGAGGAUUUGACGGGGGAAAGUGAACCGGAUGAUGCGGGUCAGGGGCUCAAAGUGCAGGAGUAUAGGGUAUGGGCUGAUACGGGGGCUGCAUAUUUGGCUGCUAAGGGGGAACUGGGCGUUUUAGAAGCUGUGAGUCAGGGGAAAGGAGCAAAAUCCGUCGCGGGAGCUGCGAAGAGUGAUGGAGUUUUGGGGGGAAACGAUUAUCCGGUUAAAGAUAAAUUGGGGACUGGAUUGUCUUUUGGUGGGAGUUCGGGACUGUUAGAUGAAAACGAGAAUAUUGUGCUAAAGUUACAAUUUCAAGCAGAAGUAUAA